GCUUAAAGCAGGCCCCCACAUCAAAUUGACUAAAGCUUGCGAACUUACAGAAUACAUCACCUUCGUCUUUAAUGGCUAAGAAAGUAAAUAAAUCUCAACUUUCUUUCUCAACUCAUACUCUGUCAGCUAUCUUCCUCAACUCUACUUACUCUACUUUUAGAAUAACAUCUGAGAUUAUAAUUACAAAAAAAAGAGAAAGAGAAAAAGAGAACCGACCAGUUGGUCAUAAUGAAUCUUAUCCUUCUCGCCGUCUCCCUUCUCGAUUAAUUACGAUUAUAUUUAUGUGAUAUAAUCCGUCUUUCUUCUCUCGCUUCUCUCGCUUCUCUCGUAUCUGCGAGAUAUUUGAGCCGACCGUUUGAAAAUACUAUAAUCAUCGCAGUUGUACUCCCAACUACCGUUAUCGUAAUGUCGACUCCAAUGCGCCAUGGCCCUUCUCAGCAGGGCCGUACGCCUUCGCAACAUCCCGCCGCAGCCCCUACUCCCCAAGCCUCAACGCCCUUUUCGAACCCUCAAACCGCCGCAGUCUUUUCCCCUCGCGGACCUAAGUCGUCACCACAGCAGUUCAAGAAAUCACCGGCAACUGGCACCUCGGGUACUAUGAUCGGUACUACUAGCUCGACAGCAAACUUCGAUAGCCCUUCUGCUGCUGCUGCUUAUAACACUCUAGGAAUGACUAUAAACGACCUCAAUUUGGACAACAUCAGUGUUGGAGGACUGGUUGCCGCAGCGGGGCGGACGGACGAGGAGGAUCGGAAGAAAAGAAUGGAGGCUGUCAUCGCUGCUCUCUGGGCUCAGAAUAGCAGUAGAGUGAGUAAUCAGGGACUCGAGAGAUUGGCCAUUCAUCUCAACCUCGAGUGUCUGUGGGAAGAUAUCAAAGGUGCCGGCGAGAAUGCCAAGACUCUGAUCAUAGCAGGACAGACAGUGGCUGUUGAAGUUGGCAUAACGAAUCACAUCGUACACCAGGCCGCAUUGGCAUACACGGAUUCUAUACCCAGUGUCGACAAGCAUGUUGAUAAGGCGUCGGCUAUCCUUCUCAAAGACCUCUCCCUAGCUCCUGGACAGAGUCCGCUAACAAAGAGGCUAACACAAUUUCGAGCAAACCUCGAACGUCUGGCCAACUUAGAUAAAUUAAGCGUUUCGCCAGGUCUUAACUGCCACGAAGCCAUAGCGGGCAUCUGGGAAAGCUUGGACAGACUACAUCAGUGGGACGUACAGAAGCUCCGAGAGGAUUCGUCAUUGAGUGAUAUAUCCGACGAAAACCUCAGAGUCUAUGCUCUUUGCCUCCGCCACGGAUGUCCUCUUAUGCAUACUCGGGGCCGGGUCGGCCUGAGCUUCGACUAUUGGAAAGAAAGAAGAAAGCUUAAGUCUACAACGGUGGAUACCGAAGACGCCAAAACAUGGGGUAUCCUGAUCGAGUGCGCGGCUGCUGGCGGCAUGGUGUACCACAACCCAAUACGAGUGUCUGAUAAAUGGAUUGGAGAUGGUAUCGAGAAAUCCAACCUCACAGACGAGGAAAUGAUAUCAUCUACUGGGCCGGUCUUGGAUUGGUUAGAGCCACCUAACACUCUUCUACCCUCAUCCGAGGAGACGAAAGAACAUGGGCUUGAGGCUGGUGUGAACUUAUCGGGCCCUAAACCACCUGAUGUGGUAUUUAUGGCAACAUUCGAUCCGCCCGUAGUGGUCUCGCAUGCUGUUGCAAUAGAUAUUUAUAAGAUAUCGGCAACUAACGCACCUCUAUCGCAUAUUACAUUCGACGCAUUACUAUUUCCCAUCGUCGACGGAAGCUCCUACGAUCCUAGCGAACCUCGGGAGGUAGUAUUCACACAGACGGUCCCUACCUUCAUCGGCAACAUACACAACAAGUCCCAAUCAGAGCCCGUGCUCAAGGCCCAUCGUAACACUCUAUUCAUAUACAAGCCUGUGUAUGGGCAGGUUUUAAGCCAAAUUCCCUUCUCGCACCCGAAGGACCUAGUAGUGAUGCUCCCCGUGCUUCGCCAAUACGCUUUCCUUUCCCUGCUCCUUACCAAUAGUCUUAAACUUAGGAACGGCAAGCCCACAGCAAAAGAAGCAGAUGAAGACAACGACGCCCGUCUGCCACGCACCAGACAAGACGAAUUCAGUGACUUCAUGGCUCAGCCCAACGAGGAUACUACUUCGGACAAGGUCCUGAAAGUAGAUAUUACCUUAACGGCUCAUCCCAUCCCCCGCCUCGCGCUCGUAUUUCCAUUCAAAGACCACACGGCUCACGUGAACAUCGAGAUCCAGCACGGGGGCCGCGUCCGGAUCGUGUCGGAUAAUAUCUUUGAUGGGGAUAUGGGCCAUAUAGGAGGCGAUCCUCUCAAUAGAAAGAGAGUUAAGAGCGAUUGGGAGAAUGCCCUGGAGACAUUGGAGGAUCUGGGGGCGUGGAUCGAGGUUAUUAAAGACACACUUGAGUAAGGAGAAAAUGGGUCGUCAAGUGCCCUGGAUAAUGUGUGCGGUAGGCGGAUUUCAAUAGUAUUCGGGGUGCGGGCGGGAGUCAAUUACGAUGGAUGGAGGCAGGGAGGAGAAGGAGGACUAUGAGUGGCGUGUAUGGUUAUGAUACCCCCCUUUCUUAUAUUAGGUACGUCCGGACAGGGCAGAGAACUAUUUCGUUGGAAUCGCGGAAAUGAAAUAUGCGUUUGUCUCCGUACGCUAUGGGCCUCGUGCCUUGUUUGUCGGCCUCACAUACUCGUAACACCUAACCUAAAGCAUUCACGCACUCGCUAAAUGUCUAGGGUAAUGUACUACACAUCUACGGACGCUAGGAUAAGCAUACAAUAUCGACCUCGCACGAUUUUUUUUUCUUUUUUUUAAAGAAAAGCGGUAUAUAAGCGGCAAUAGUAGCAGCAAGCAUGUUCACGCAAGACACACACGUCCCU
This is a messenger RNA of Daldinia caldariorum, 2897 nucleotides long. RefSeq names its product mediator of RNA polymerase II transcription subunit 1-domain-containing protein. The coding region runs from base 406 to 2436 and encodes 676 amino acids. Gene Ontology annotation, molecular function: transcription coregulator activity. The transcript has 2 exons. Gene Ontology annotation, biological process: regulation of transcription by RNA polymerase II. The record is from RefSeq and is a predicted model, not a curated record. Gene Ontology annotation, cellular component: mediator complex. Lineage: Eukaryota; Fungi; Ascomycota; Sordariomycetes; Xylariales; Hypoxylaceae.